CUGCUUCACCCCGUUUCUCGUUAUGUCGGAGACGUCCGUAACAACAAAACCGCCAGCUACCAAUUCAGCAUCAUCAUCGUCCAAAAACGCUACAAAGCCAAGGAAGCGGUUCGUUGGUAGCAAGAGCGCGACUCCCUCAAAGCCUGGGUACUCUCCGGUCGUCGCAAACCAGAUACCCCCGGACAUUCUCAACGACGCGCAACUGAAUGCGGCUAUAAAGCAACUGCCUGCAAACUACUCCUUUGAAAUUCACAAGACAAUACACCAUGUCCGAAAGAAUCAGGCCAAGAUGGUGGCUCUGCAGAUGCCGGAAGGUUUGCAGAUGUUUGCUUGCACCAUCGCGGAUAUCAUCGAACGGUUCACCGACGCCCUCACCGUGAUCAUGGGAGAUGUCACCUAUGGGGCUUGUUGCAUCGACGACUACACAGCCGUUGCGCUAGGCUGUGACAUGCUUGUUCAUUACGGGCACAGCUGCCUUGUGCCUAUCGACCAGACCACCAUCAAAACGCUAUAUGUCUUCGUCGAAAUUUCCAUAGACUCCUCUCACCUCCUCCAAACUAUCCGCCUCAACUUCCCAAGCGACCGGCAACGAUUCCGCGAGUCACUCUUGGACUCUGAGGAGCAGAAUGCACAAAUACCGGCCGGUCAAACGCUGGCUGGCGGGGGACAUCUACGAAUAGAGGGCCCCGAGUCCGUUGAAAUGGCCGCCCAAGAUUCGACAGAACAUCUCUCCAACCCUGGCUCUAGCACCGCGUCUCCAUAUCCCACUCGUCUAGCCUUAGUGUCGACCAUCCAAUUCGUCGCGGCGCUCUCUCGCUUGAAAGACGACCUGUCUGUCGAGUUCUUAGAAAAUCACGACCCGUCAGCCCCGGUGGGGCUGAUUACAGGCGCAGAGGGAGCCCCCAACGAGGCUUGCCAAGAUCUAGGAAAACCUCGCCUCUGGAGGGGGCGGUACGAGGCUUCGAUACCGAGGUCAAAGCCUCUUUCGCCUGGUGAGAUCCUUGGAUGCACUGCUCCACAGCUGAACGAGGUCGACGCUCUCCUAUACCUUGGAGACGGCCGGUUCCACCUCGAAUCUAUAAUGAUCGCAAAUCCGGAUGUCCCCGCAUUCCGCUACGACCCCUACUCGAAGAAGCUCACGAGGGAACGAUAUGACCAUGUCGAGAUGCGCACCGUCCGCGACGAGGCCGUUCAAACUGCACGACGCAGCAUCACCGCUCAUGCAUCUCAUUCGCAAACUUCCACGGUCGCCACCCCCUCACCUUCCUCUUCCCCCUCUCCUCCAAUGUGGGGCGUCAUACUGGGGACGCUCGGGCGCCAGGGCAGCUUUAAGCAGCUCCGUGCAAUCACUCAACAACUCGCAGGCGCGCCCGCUCCGAUUCCUUACAUGCCCAUCCUCCUCUCAGAGCUCUCCCCUGCGAAACUCGCGCUUUUCGAUCCGCACCUCGCGGCGUUUGUGCAGACGUCGUGUCCGCGGCUGUCGAUCGAUUGGGGCUACGCCUUCCAGCGGCCACUCCUCAGCCCGUACGAAACCGCGGUCGCUGUCGGGAAGGCCCCUGGGUGGAUGGCGACUGGCGAGGGGGAUAGCAGGGAGCGCGCGCGGAAGGGCGGAGUAUAUCCCAUGGAUUUUUACUCUGCGGGCAGCCCAUGGGCAGUCGCGCGGACGAAGGCGAUGUAUUGAUUUGACCGUGAUCGGGUGCAUAGUAUCAAGCGUGUAUCGGUAUAGUACCUUUGU
Molecule: messenger RNA, 1735 nt
Organism: Trametes versicolor FP-101664 SS1
Lineage: Eukaryota; Fungi; Basidiomycota; Agaricomycetes; Polyporales; Polyporaceae
Product: Diphthamide synthesis
Exons: 4
Coding region: 23-1681 (552 amino acids)
Biological process (GO): protein histidyl modification to diphthamide
Molecular function (GO): 2-(3-amino-3-carboxypropyl)histidine synthase activity
Source: RefSeq, a predicted model, not a curated record